GGCCCACAGCGGGUCAGUCUCGAAGCAACCUUCGCCGGGGGAGCGUGCGUAUCGCUGGCAGUCUCGUUCGUCGUCUGCUUGCCUGGCCUGGCCUGGUGGCCCAGCCCCUCUCCCCCGCCCCCACCCCCUCGCACCCCCGCACCACCCUGGAGCAAGACGGCCACCCCCCGCCCCAGCGCGACCCACAGGAUUAGAGUGCAGUGCUACGACAGUGGUGUGUGUGGUGGUGUUGUUUGUUUGGUUUCCUACAAGUUUCCAGUGCGACAAAGUGAAUCUACUUCUGCAUAACCCGUGGCCCGAGUGCAAAUUUCUUGGUUUUUUGAAAAAUACAAAUAUAAAAGUGGCCGGCUCGGCGGUUAUUUGAGUGCGCCGUUCGUCCGCCAAGAGUCCCGCCCUGGUGUGCCUUCGCGAGGGUGUUCCGGCCAAGUGGAACACCCAACACGCUUCUGCGAUUGCUUCGUACGGACUACUUCGGCAGUGCGGCGUGUCCGGCCCAGCCCUGGAGCUGUCACGACACCUGGGCACCAUGGCAGGGUACCUCAAGGCCCCCCUGCCGCCGCACCCCUUCCACCCGCACCCCCCGGUGCCCAGCCUGGGCGGCCCCUUCGGCCUGCAGCACCACAUCGACUCCGGCAUGGGCUUCCCGCCCGGUAAGUUCUACUAUGGCAUUAACUCGAGAAAGCAGAGGCGGGAGAGGACCACGUUUACCCGAGCCCAGCUGGACAUCCUGGAGUCGCUGUUCGGCAAGACGCGCUACCCGGACAUCUUCAUGAGGGAAGAAGUGGCGCUCAAGAUCAACCUGCCGGAAUCUAGAGUACAGGUGUGGUUCAAGAACCGGCGGGCCAAGUGCAGACAGCAACUGCAGCAGCAGCAACAGCAGCAGCAAUCGCUCAAUAGCGUGUCGAGCACGAACGGCAACAGCAGCAGUAGCAACAGCAAGACCUCGGCCAGCGCGCGCGUCAGCAGCACGAGCAGCAACACCACCAGCAACGCGGGCAGCAACAGCACCAGUGGGAGCACGGGCACCAGCAACACCGUGAGCACGACCAGCAGCCACAACAACAACAACAACACCACGGCGGCCAACAACAACAACCCUCUGAGCUGCUCGCCCGCCGUCAAGCUCAAGCUGCAGUCGCAGCUCAUCAAGACCUCACCUCCGCCGGGGCUGACCGCGGGCCUGGGCGACGCGGUGAGCAUCAAGAAGGAGCUGUCCCCCACCAGCCAGUACAUCCUGCCGCACCGGGCGCCCCUGGGGCCCUCCACGCCCCUCGGCGGCUCCAACUCGGCCAGCUCGGCCAUGACCACCCCCAGCCCGCCCCUCACCCCGGGCUCGUACCAGCAGCAGCAGCCCCAGCACCACCAGCAGCAACAGCAGCAGGACUUUAGCUACAAUGCCUUCUGCUGGGGUUCGUCGGCGGCCUCCUCCGGCGGCUACGGCAGCCACCAAAACUACGGCCCUUACUAUGGUAACAUGGACUACUUUGGCAGCAAUUCCCAGUACAGCCAGCACCACCAGAUGAGCGGCAGCCACCACAUGCACCACCCGGGCUACCACCAGAUGGGCUACUCCGAGAUGGGCCACCACGCCAUGAACCAGGGCUACCACGGGUCGUCGCCGACCGCGCCUCGGCUGCCGGCCGACUGCAGCCUGGAGUACACGGACACCAAGUACCAGAUGGUGUAGUGCCACAUGCGCACGCUCGGCUUGCGGUUCUUUUAGCCCGAGCUUGCGUGUCGGCUAGUGUGAGAGUGGACUCGACGAGUUUUGAAUGAAACGAAUUCUGUGAUAUCACGACGAUGUGACCGUGACCCUAUCAUUUUGCCAGCACUGCCCCAUUAAGCGUGACGAUGUUUUAAUUCUGUUUAAGUUAUUAUUUUAAUUUUGUAAAUCAUGAUUUGUAUACGGCAAUAUUUGCUUUUUUUAGGACAUUUGGGCAAUAUUAUGACAUAUCAUUGCCGUUGGUUUUUCACACAGAUCUGACAUGGUCAGUUCGUGUGGAACCUCUUUGCACAAAAUCAUGUACCCCGCUAUGAUUUAAGGACGUGUUAUGCUUCUAUUGCGAGAAAGAAAAUAGUCAUUUCUCAACUAAGUCCCGAAGCUUUGUGAUUUCAGUAAUAGGUUUUCUAUUGAGCACCAACAUAUCAACGGAAUUGGUUGCGAUGGGCUAGACGCAAUAAACUCAAUGUUAUGCAGAUUAUUUUGAAAUCGUGUUGUGUGAUUUUAUUAAAGAUUAAAUUGGCCGAAACGGCAGAUCUUAUGUCAAAUUAAGUUAAAAUAUAAUUUUGUUUUCUUUUCAAAUGAAUUUUCACUGUGUAUCUGAUAGUUUUACAAAAUGAAUGGCUGCAAUAAGUGUUCAUUAUUUGUGUACAUAUGUAUUACAGAAUUAUACAUAGCCCUUAAUAGAUUCAGUCUUUGAUUAAAAAGAGUAAAUACAAACUGCACGACGGAGGCUUUGGUGCAGAGUCGCGGGUCUGUGCCUUUGAUUUUAUUAAAGGGAAGGCUUUUCCUGUUCUCUUUUAUAUAGUGGCCUAAAUGUAUUGCAUAUCCCUAUCGGCCUUGUUUUUCUUUCUUUGCAAAUCACGUGACUGUUCAAGGGUGAUUGGCAAGCCUAAUGAAAGCUUUUUCGUUUUACUUUUACAGCCAUAUGCAAGGGUGUCUCCUGACAUUGCAUAGUGUCUGAGUUGACCUAACCAUUGUUAAAAUCUUUUAAAUUCUGCUUAGAUAACACCCUUUGUUCAAUUGGGAAAAAAUGCUUGGUUGCCAAUCACAAAAUGUUAAAUUUAAUCUUUCUGGUCUUUACAAUUUAAUAAUAUACGAAGAAUUUGGCUGAUUGGAUGCAAUCCACCCAAAAUUGAUUGAUGUGAUGCAACGUUUGCUUUUUAUUUUUGCUGUGCCAAACAUGAUUGAUGCUAAAUGGCCUUAAAUGACAUUGUAAAUUUUAUAAACUUUUAACGUUUUGGACAAUAAGCUGUUAAUUCUGUAUUUAUUUUUGGACAUUUCCAACCAUCUAUGGUUACUAACGACUUUUGUACCAUAGCCUACUUCACAUCAGUUGCAGAGAAUUUACUAUACCAACAAAUAAAGUGUGUAAUAUGAAGUUGAA
Molecule: messenger RNA, 3107 nt
Organism: Frankliniella occidentalis (western flower thrips)
Lineage: Eukaryota; Metazoa; Arthropoda; Insecta; Thysanoptera; Thripidae
Product: homeotic protein ocelliless-like
Exons: 4
Coding region: 527-1687 (386 amino acids)
Biological process (GO): regulation of transcription by RNA polymerase II
Cellular component (GO): nucleus
Molecular function (GO): DNA-binding transcription factor activity, RNA polymerase II-specific; RNA polymerase II cis-regulatory region sequence-specific DNA binding
Source: RefSeq, a predicted model, not a curated record